CUUCGGAGUCUCCUUGGAUGGCCCUGGACCCAGGGCCUGUUGCCAGGGGCAGCCUCCCACCCAUCACCACAAUAUAAGGGCCAUCAGCACCCAGUAGAAUUCCAGGAGACUGCGCAGUGGAGCAAGGAUUUUGUGUCAGGACAAGAUGUUUCAGCUUUGGAGACUAGUUCUCUUGUGUGGCCUGCUCACUGGGACUUCAGCAUCUCUUCCUGACAACAGAGUUGUGACAGAGCUGCAAUCUGCUCUUAAAAAAGAACUUGAGAUUGAUGACAGUGCAUCUGAAUCUGUCCUUGAUCAAGUGAAGGCUGAUUUUGAGUUGCCCCAGAAUUUCACAAGUUUGGAGAAAGUAGUUACUGAGAAGAUCCAGGAAGAUGAGAUCUUGUUGGACAAGAACAUUACUGAACAUAUUCGCUUGUCAGGAAAACCAUUUGUCGGGUGUUUGCGGUGUUUACAGUGUUUAUCGUGUAUACGGUUGACAAUCAGGAGCAUCAACAUGGGGAAUAUCACAUUCCAAGGGACUCCUGGAGGCCCAAGCGGUAGCCUGAGUAUCCCCAUCACUGCUAAGGUCACCCUGACGCUGCCUCUGUUGGGUGCAGUUGUUGACCUGACCCUCAACUUUGUCCUACAGACAAGUAUCAGCUUUAAAAUUGGUGAAACUGGUGCCUUAAUGGUGGUCAUAGGAGAAUGCACCUACAGACCAGCCAGGAUAUCACUCCCCUUCGUGAACAGUUCCGUCUCCAGCCUCACUGUACUGAGCAGCAAUAUCGGACAGACUGUGACCACACUCGUGAAUCUGGUGGAGACCUACAUAGUGCAGGACGUGCUGUGCCCACGAAUCCGCACCCUCAUCAGCUCCUCAAAUGAGAAUUUGGUUCAGAACCUCAAAGAAACACUUCAUACCGCACAAGAAACUGUAAACUGAAGAGGACAGAUGAGAAAAACCAUCUGCUGAUUGGUUCCCAGGGACAUGGCUGAAUCUCUGUACCAUCUGCCUCUGGGAUGGUCAGUGCUGCCACCAUCCCCCAGGAGUGACAACUGAGCCCAGUCAAGGACACUCUCAGAUACGCCUCCUCACAGUCAGGACACGCUAUACUCCUCGCCCUCCACCCCCAGCAAUAAAAUGGCAUUUCUGCCCCUUC
Molecule: messenger RNA, 1139 nt
Organism: Capra hircus (goat)
Lineage: Eukaryota; Metazoa; Chordata; Mammalia; Artiodactyla; Bovidae
Product: short palate, lung and nasal epithelium carcinoma-associated protein 2B
Exons: 9
Coding region: 146-922 (258 amino acids)
Molecular function (GO): lipid binding
Source: RefSeq, a predicted model, not a curated record